Messenger RNA from Chaetomium strumarium, 2751 nucleotides. RefSeq names its product S-adenosyl-L-methionine-dependent methyltransferase. Gene Ontology annotation, molecular function: DNA (cytosine-5-)-methyltransferase activity; DNA binding. Gene Ontology annotation, cellular component: nucleus. NCBI's taxonomy places the organism in Eukaryota, Fungi, Ascomycota, Sordariomycetes, Sordariales, Chaetomiaceae. Gene Ontology annotation, biological process: negative regulation of gene expression via chromosomal CpG island methylation. The transcript has a single exon. The record is from RefSeq and is a predicted model, not a curated record. Bases 42 to 2318 code for a protein of 758 amino acids.
CGACAAUCUCAUCAAUUGCUGAAAUCCCCAGGUUGCCUUCUAUGUCCGGUCCAUUCAUCAUCGACGACGAGGAUGAGGUGCAGGAAGUCGCUGGUUGGCGACGGCAAAUCGAGGAAGAAACGCGGUGGGCUGCUUCCCAUUACCGACGGGCAGUGAAGGGUAGAGAACAGAACUCGGACCAAGUCGACGGCGCAGAUCAAGAGUUCGAGGAUAAUCUCGCGGAUGAGAUCUUCGAGGUCAUCGAUCUCACUGGCGAUGACGAUCCCCCCGCCUCCGACCCCCCGCGUCUUUCGAGAGCAGAGGGGAGAGAACUUAACCAGUACUGUACCAACAAUGGGCUCCUGCUUCUUCCCGGAAUGACCGUCGAAGUGGACAGUGCCGUUUCUGCGUUUGGAGUUGAGUUCUUGAGGAUCAAGUCCAUUAUUCAGCUUCAUCGGGGUGCAGAUAUUGUCCUCCGUGGCUGGGGUUUCGCUAGGACGGCGCAUUUCAGCGGCAUGUUGCCUCCCAAGCUCAACGAGCUUGUAAUGGUGGCAGAGAUUCGAACCCAGGGCCGCAGCCAAGUCGAAGAGCAGGCUUUGAUGGACGUGGCUGUGACUGCAGUCAAGAGCGCAAGGGAGCUGAGGAUUACAAAUGCGCCUUUUCCUGAGCAUCGCUUUGACCAGUUGUACUGGAGGAGCAAGGGACGGCAAUGGAUCAAGGCCAACGCGGCUUUGGUUUGCCGACACCAAUAUCGUAUUCACUUCCACGGCUCCAAUGAGAAGCCCUGUGAAUGGGCCCUUGUCAAGAUUGACGAGGCGACAGCGGAUCCUGAAUACAGGAUACUGGACGCACACAAACUCAACCGAUGGCGCGGUGGAAAGGUGCCUGGCGGUUCACACAAUCCCAGCGCAUCCAGUCGCCAAGUGGUCGACUUGGAAUCCAACCCACCCACCAGCUGCACUCUCUCGCCAAAGCUCUCACCUGGACAGCGCUACACAGCGGGAGACGUCUUCGCUGGCGCUGGCGGUGCUUCGAGGGGCAUCGAGCGCGCCGGUCUAGAGCUGGUGUUUGCAGUUGACGACUGGUAUCACGCGGCCGACUCGCUAAGGAGCAACUUUCCUAAGUGCACGGUGUACAACAUGAAUGUUUCCGACCUGCUCCAGUGCAAAGACAUCCAACACAGGGUGGACAUUCUGCACCUCUCCCCGCCCUGCCAGUUCUGGUCCCCAGCCCAUACCGUGGCUGGAAAGAACGACAAGGCGAACGUUGCCAUUCUGUUCUCCUGCGGGCCCCUCUUGCAGAAGUUCCGGCCGCGGCUCUUCACACUGGAGCAGACUUUCGGACUCCUGCACUCCCGGUUCAGCGCCUACUUCAACGCGCUGCUACUAAGCUUCACCGAAUGCGGCUACUCGGUGCGCUGGAAGGUCGUGCCCCUGGCCAACUACGGCGUGCCACAGCUCCGAAAGCGGCUCAUCAUGAUCGGCUCUGCUCCGGGCGAGAAGCUCCCUCCAUUUCCGCCCGCAACGCACAGCAAGGGCGGCGCCGGUGGCCUGAAGCCAUGGGCCUCCCCAGAGUCUGUGCUUUCUCCGCUGUCUCGGAGUCGGCGGUUCAAUCACCACAAGCUGCACAUGCCCCAUCUCAGCAGGCGCUUCGACCCGCCCAAGGCACCGUGGGACCCGACGCAGCUGGCCAAGACCAUCACCACGAGCGGCGGUCAGAACUACCACUGGGAUGGCAAGCGAGACUUCACGCUACUCGAGUACGCCAUGCUGCAGGGUUUCCCGACGUGGCACCGGUUCGAAGGAAGAUGCAUCAAGCGGCAGAUAGGAAACGCCUUCGCACCCACGGUGGUCAGGGCGCUCUACGAACACCUCGUCAAGUGGCUGCUCGCUCAGGAUGGAUUCGACCCCUCCGCUCGUCAUCAGUCUCUUUCCCCGGAGGUGGUCUCCAUCUCGCUUGAUACCGACGACGAUGAGCAGGGCCAGCGCCGCCAAAGUGAGGUUGAGCCGGUUAUGGUGGUGGCUGAGAGGGCUGAGCAGGAGAUCCGCUUUGUUGGGUCACGUAGCAUCAGCGGACGAAGCGAGGUGGUCCCGCAACCCGCUCAGGUUGAGCCAGUUUGGGAGGUUGAAGAAGUUCAAGAUGUUGAAGAGGCCGAAGGCCGUCAACCUACUCCCGCCCGAGGUGUGGAUGACCUGAUGGAUCUGGAUAGGCUAGACACUCUCUCGGACACCGAGACGGUCCGCGGCGACGAGGACACUGGGGGUGUUAUGGACAUCGGUGACGAAGUCAUCAUCUGGGGAACGGGCACAACUAAUUCACCAUGGGUGCUCUCGGACUAAGACCCCUUUGGGUUCCAUAGGGGCUCGCGACUUCACUAACUGUAACCGUGGGGGCCGGAAGCAGCUCGUAUUUUAAGGAUUCAGUCAUGCUGGAGGUGGAUAAUGUGCCACUUCAAGGAAAGGACUGGGUAGACGGGUGUUUCUUCUGCUGUUAGAGACGUGACGGGGAAGAUUCGUGUUAGUUGUCGCUCAAGCUUCACACACACUGUUCACUUAGACAUCUGGGAUACAUCAUGGGGGAGUUGUUCAGGUUCCUAGCACUAUUCAUUUACGCGGAUCAUGGGGCCAUUUGAGCGAUUGUUGGAUAAGAUACGCGCGUCUGGGAGAUAUGACUGAGCAGUUACUGGAAGGCUUGGGUGAUCAGACAGCAGGAGAAAGAUACCUUAACUACACCCGCCCUAAAAAAAAAGGGCAAGAGUGGCGUGUAUGAUCG